Molecule: messenger RNA, 686 nt
Organism: Chinchilla lanigera (long-tailed chinchilla)
Lineage: Eukaryota; Metazoa; Chordata; Mammalia; Rodentia; Chinchillidae
Gene: Lamtor4
Product: late endosomal/lysosomal adaptor, MAPK and MTOR activator 4
Exons: 4
Coding region: 16-450 (144 amino acids)
Biological process (GO): positive regulation of TOR signaling; cellular response to amino acid stimulus
Cellular component (GO): Ragulator complex; lysosome
Molecular function (GO): guanyl-nucleotide exchange factor activity
Source: RefSeq, a predicted model, not a curated record
GGUUGAUUAAGUAUAAUGACUCAGACACUCUCCAAUCACCAUGCUAAGGGCGUGGUUAAAGGAGCCGACAGCUCUCAGAAGCCUGGGGCCUGGGCCCGGUGCCGGAAGCUACCUAUUUGGUGCCGAGUUCCACCGGAUUCUGAGGCCGCGAUGACUUCUGCACUGACCCAGGGGCUGGAGCGGAUCCCAGACCAACUGGGCUACCUGGUGCUGAGCGAAGGUGCAGUGCUGGCGUCGUCUGGGGAUCUCGAGAAUGACGAGCAGGCAGCCAGUGCCAUCUCUGAGCUGGUCAGCACAGCUUGCGGUUUCCGGCUGCACCACGGCAUGAAUGUCCCCUUCAAGCGCCUGUCUGUGGUCUUUGGAGAACAUACGCUGCUGGUAACUGUGUCAGGACAGAGGGUGUUUGUGGUGAAGAGGCAGAACCGAGGCCGGGAACCCAUUGACGUCUGAGCCUGCCGGAGGGCCAGGGUUGGAGCAGUGGAGCGGCUCCCUGGGUCUCUACGAUGAGGAGGAGCACAGGUCCCCCACCCUUUGCUUGGCUCGCUGCUGGAACCAGGCCUCAGAGUCGUCCACCUUUAUCUGAAGGGUAGAGACUUGGGGGUUUUGCGCUAUGAUAAGGAGAACUUGAGCAAGGGACCCCCUUCUUCCUUCCCUCCUCCCCCCUAAUAAACAUGAAUCCGAUGUGA